Messenger RNA from Chara braunii, 874 nucleotides. Lineage: Eukaryota; Viridiplantae; Streptophyta; Charophyceae; Charales; Characeae. The record is from the annotation of a GenBank genome assembly.
GGCAAUCGAGGACGUUGAGCAGGAGAGUUUGUGCCGACCUUGAGGUCCUUUUGUAGUGGCGCGGUCAAGGUGUCUGGAGCUGCACUGUGCCGUGAACGGGAGUAGAGGUGUGCAUCGGUGCCAAAUCUUUGUGGAAUGCGCUGGCUUUGUGUUGGUGAUUAUUGCAUAAGGAGCAUUUGCUGCCCAAGUUGUGGUGCAAGAAGUCGAAGUGCAGCCUUCAUUGGAGGUAAGCUGCAGUUCCCCAUAGGAGCUGUGUGUUACGACUGUGCCAUCAUAUGUUGUCAGGUAGCUAUUGUGACGUCUGUGUGAGAGAAUGUUUAUAUCUGGUUUACCCUGUAGAGGCGAGGUCACUUGAAGCAACGGUUUUGUCUGUUUGCGAGGGAAGUUUUUGACACAAUGAUGCAUGGAAGGCAGGGACCUUCUGGGCCAUUUUCUGGGUCCAUGGGCGGAGGUCAUGGGGCAAUCAAUGGGAUGCGCGCUAAGGCACCGCCUGGUCCUGUUCCUCCUGUAUGGUGGCGGUGGUCCUCACCACGGUCCUCCACUGGCAGUCAUGGAGCACAAGCUAGCCACUGCACACACGGAGAUGCAGAGGCUGUUGACUGAAAACCAGAGGCUUGCAGUGACCCUCAUGGCUCCACUGCAGGAGCAGGCUCAAGGAGAAGUGCAGCGCUUGAGGCUGAGAGAGGCAAGCAUCUGGAAGCUUAUGGAACGGAAUGCUGCGGUGACGGAAGACCUGCGCACAAUAGAGCCGUUGAAGAAAGAGGGUUAUGCUGCAAGAGUGGGGCUGCACAGUCUUUGAGGGAAACGUGAGGAGGCUGAACAGGCAUGACAUCCGACUUCAGUAGGGCCCGUCAAGAGCUGACCAGCAACUGCA